AUGACAUAUGUCUAUAUACAAAGGUCUUCUAUAAACAAAAGAAGGAUCACCCUGAGUUGUAAGGGAGCACUUAUUACUCAGAAUCUGAUCGUACUUAGGCCUACUGUAGUAGGUGUCACAGGAAGCCAACUCAGAUCAGCGUGGCCCAGCGAGACUUAUAGAAGUCCCAGAGGCUUUGAAAACCCAGGAAAUCUAUGCUACUGGAAUGCGGCACUCAUAUUUCUGUUGCAUAUGCCCGAUUUAUGGAAUUGGCUCAGGUGUUCCUAUCAACCAAGUCACGACCUCGAGAAUUGCGGCUUUUCGAACGGUUGUUUAGGGUGUCAAUUGUGCCGUCUAUAUGAAGUCUAUUGGCUCGAAUCUCCACGCGAUCUUGAAUCAUGUCUUGGGGUUCUCUGGCUGCAUAUCCAAAAAGCUGCUUGGAAAGGGCGGGAUAUUCGAGAACAGCAUGAUAUAUGUGAGUUUCUAGACGCCUUAAUUGCGCGGCUGUACGCCGAUAGUACGGAGAAAUCAAGAGCCGAUCUUGAGAGCAUGUUCCAAAGCAUUGUCGCCCGAGAAGGUCAAUGUUCCCAGUGCGGGCAGCGGAAGACUCUACCAGCGAGUAUGAACUGGUGGCUUAUUGCGAGUUUUCCAGAAGACCUUUGCCCGGGCUCUCAUGGGCUACUCAAGACAAUAGAGAACAACCUGCGUCCGACAUCUCUGCAAGUGGCUUGUCGCGGCUGUGGUGGUUCUAGAACUAAGCACGAAAUCAGUCAAGAUAUUGUUCUUUACCCGGAAGUUAUCUUUGUUCAAAUCAACCGAUUCCAGCAUGAUAAACAGAAGAAUCAAGACUAUGUCUGCAUCGAAGAGACCUUGACCUUUCCACCUGAGAUGAUACAAUAUCAGCUUUUUGCGUUUGUCAAUCAUCUGAGUAGAAACAUCGACCACGGCCAUUAUAGUUGCUUCGCACAGGGCCCGUAUGGUGACUGGGCUUGUUUCAGCGACGGCAUAGUAUCCGCCAAAACACUUGCAGCACUCAGGUCUCACGAGAAGAACCGCAAGGAUGUAUACGCGCUAGCUUAUCGCCGGACACAACCUUUGCCAGUGCGAUCAGUACCGCCACUUAUACCAGAUUUUGAAGAGGAGGGCCAGUUCAUUGAACAAUCUCCCAGUGAGGUCACAUUGGACGAGAUGAUCAAGUUCGAGGGAAGAGCCGUUCGAUGGACUUUCAAGCAACAGCUGGCACCUCCUGGUGAUAAUGGAGCUUUGAUCAAGUUGAAGUCAGCCAGAGCCAGAGUGCAGCGGGCACAGGUACGAAUUAGGCUCACGUCCACAACAGGCGAAGUCCUUGAAGGCCAAGGGAUCAUUCCCCUCCAGCCGAAUAUCAUUCCCGCGCAACCGGUAAGUAAGACAGCCAGACCUCGGGGUGUCCUCAAGAGAAAGUUGCCUAAGCCCAAGAUUCCCCCAGGUCCUCCACCCUUCACACGAUCCGCCGCAAAGCGUCUGCAGCAAAGCCGCGGAGUGGCUGGUUGACACCUUAUGCCUAUUGCUUGGGUUGUAUUUAGAUUGUGGUAAUCUGCUGCCAUAUAGUAUACGACCGAUAUGUUGUUUGUGCUCCAUGGUGGGAUUAUUCUGGCUUUAUUGUCUCCGUCGAGUCCAAG
This is a messenger RNA of Aspergillus brunneoviolaceus CBS 621.78, 1637 nucleotides long. RefSeq names its product cysteine proteinase. Gene Ontology annotation, cellular component: cytosol; nucleus. The coding region runs from base 1 to 1509 and encodes 502 amino acids. The transcript is spliced from 4 exons. The record is from RefSeq and is a predicted model, not a curated record. Gene Ontology annotation, biological process: protein deubiquitination. Gene Ontology annotation, molecular function: cysteine-type endopeptidase activity; cysteine-type deubiquitinase activity. Lineage: Eukaryota; Fungi; Ascomycota; Eurotiomycetes; Eurotiales; Aspergillaceae.